Messenger RNA from Oryzias melastigma (Indian medaka), 1850 nucleotides. RefSeq names its product cholinergic receptor, nicotinic, alpha 7a (neuronal) (gene chrna7a). Gene Ontology annotation, molecular function: acetylcholine-gated monoatomic cation-selective channel activity; transmembrane signaling receptor activity. NCBI's taxonomy places the organism in Eukaryota, Metazoa, Chordata, Actinopteri, Beloniformes, Adrianichthyidae. Gene Ontology annotation, biological process: monoatomic ion transmembrane transport; signal transduction; chemical synaptic transmission. The record is from RefSeq and is a predicted model, not a curated record. Gene Ontology annotation, cellular component: postsynaptic membrane; synapse; neuron projection.
GGAUCUUCAAGAGCACCUGUUACAUUGACGUGCGCUGGUUCCCCUUUGAUGUCCAGAGAUGUGAGCUGAAAUUUGGCUCUUGGACAUAUGGAGGCUGGUCCCUGGACUUGAAAAUGUUGGAGGCAGAUAUCUCUGGCUACAUUGCCAACGGAGAGUGGGAUCUUGUUGAGGUUCCUGGACAAAGAAACGAACGCUUCUAUGAGUGCUGCAAUGAGCCAUACCUCGACAUCACCUUCACGGUGGUGAUGCGCAGACGGACCCUCUACUACGGCCUCAAUCUGCUCCUUCCCUGUGUUCUGAUCUCCACUCUGGCUCUGCUCGUCUUUCUUCUGCCUGCUGACUCCGGAGAGAAGAUCUCACUAGGCAUCACUGUCCUUCUGUCCCUGACCGUCUUCAUGCUGCUGGUGGCAGAGAUCAUGCCUGCUACAUCAGACUCCGUCCCUCUAAUAGCGGAGUACUUUGCGACCACCAUGGUCAUCGUCGGUCUGUCAGUGAUUGCCACCGUACUGGUCCUGCAGUAUCAUCAUCAUGAUCCUGAUGGAGGCAAGAUGCCGAAGUGGACCCGUGUGAUCCUUUUGAACUGGUGUGCCUGGUUCCUGCGAAUGAAGCGCCCAGGUGAGGAUCGAGUGCGGUCAGCCUGCGACAACAAAACUCGGCGGAGCAGCCUGACCAGCAUAGACCUCAACGCUGCCACUUCAGCCUCUCUGUCCACCAACGGGAACUUACUUUACGUGGGCGUCCGCGGUCUGGAAAGCCUCCAGUACUCCCCAGGCGCCACCUCCCCUGACUCUGGGGUCGUCUGCGGACGGCUGAUCACUCGUGCUGGCGAGGAUGAGAUGCUUCUCCCCUCCAGUCACGGCUCUUCAGUGGGAAACAUGGAAAUAGAGCUGGCCAAGAUCCUUGACGAGGUGCGUUACAUCGCCAAACGCUUCCGUGACCAGGACGAGGAUGAGUCCGUGUGCAACGAGUGGAAAUUUGCUGCGUCGGUUGUGGACCGGCUCUGCCUUAUGGCGUUCUCGCUCUUCACCAUCCUCUGCACCAUCGGGAUUCUAAUGUCUGCUCCCAACUUCGUAGAAGCCAUCUCCAAAGAUUUUUUCUCUUAAAGGUCUUUUUCUCCACGGAAACAAAUGGAUCAGUGCUUCAAACCACCAGUCUUUAGACAUUGUGAGCUGGAAAUGUGGAAACUAAUAAACUAGAUCUUUAAAUUACUAAAUUUUAACUCUCAGUUUGAACAAAAGUGACACAAAGAAAUUAUAACAUAGGUUGUAUGUGAUGCAUAAAUAGCUAAAGUAAUGCAUUACAUCAUUACAUAUCUUUUAUAUUCACACAAUGAAGAAACAUCUAUUUUUUACCCUCUGUUUGAAUAUUAAACUGAAUAAAAAGAAGGAUUUUGUAAGGUUUGUUUCAUCUGCCAACAGGAAAUAGUGCAAGUGAUUUGCUCUGUAAUGUGUUAUUGUUAUUUCUAUGUUCCCUCAAGAAAGUCCUACUACAUGUAUUACACAUAAAAGACUGCUGUACUUUGUACUCAGACAUAUUACAUAGGUCGCUUUGAUGUAUUAUGUCAAAUGUUGUGCAAAUAUAUGAUUAAUUUUCUUUGAAACAGAAGUUUCUUUUUCUUUUUUUAAGCUAAUGAACAAAAUAUGUAGUAUUAUUCUGAAAUUUAAUUUAAUAAAACAUUAAAAUACCUCCACUUUUAUCUCAGUAAAUUUAUUUUUGUUUAGUUUUUGUCUGAUUAUGCAACAUUUUCUCUUAUCAAUCGAUCAAACUUUAUUUAUUGAGCGCUUUUCUUGCACAUUUGUAUAGCCCAAAGUACUUUACAAGUUAAAAGGAAAACUGGAUUAAGUAAAAAA